AUGUCCCAAACGCAAACCAUCCUCCAGUGUCCCUCAGCCGAAAUCCCCCUUUCCAUUCUUGAUCCCGAGACGAGAUCAUCGUCACAAAAUGGCAUAACUCGUCCCCCUCCUCAUCCACCAACAACUCCUCUCGAAUCAUCCACAAACAUUGCCCUGAUAUUAAAGCUCGCAUCAUCCAUCCUUGCUUUCUUCACUGCAGGUCUCAAUGAUGGGAGUCUAGGUUCUCUUGUUCCUUACAUAUUAACUACUUAUUCUCUCUCCACAUCAUCAAUCGCUUUCCUCUAUCUCUCCUCUUUUCUCGGCUGGGUUUUUGCAGCGAUUAGCGUACCCUUCAUCCAGACUCGUCUACGUCUCGGGAUUGGCGGAAUAUUACUUUUAGGUGCUACUCUACAACUUUUAGCUCAAUGCUUGAGGAUUUGGGGACCGCCCUGGGCAUUGUUGGUUGUAACAUUUGGCCUAGCAGCUCUGGGUCAAGCAUAUCAAGAUGCACAGGCAAACACGUAUAUAGCUCAGGUUGGCGACAAGGCACAUCGGUGGUUAGGGGUGGUGCAUGCGGCAUAUAGCGUGGGUUGUUUGGUUGCUCCAUUGGCUGUGACGGGCAUCGCAAGUGUCAAACCGGACCACUGGAGUUGGAGCUAUGGGGCUUUGGCCGGAGUUGCAGGUUUGAAUGUUGCGCUGGUAUUUUGGGCUUUUGGGGAAGAUUUAUUAAUCAAGAGGGAGAAUGAUAUGGAUAGCGAAGUCACUGCAGAAGUGCAAGGCGAAGAAAGUGGUGAAAGUGACGGUGUGAUAAGGGGAAACAGAAUAUGGAAAGAGAUUGCAGAAAUUCUGAGGGAAAAGAGCGUUUGGCUUAUCAGUUUAUUCUUCUUCUUUCACCUCGGAAGUUCGAUUACCAUUGGGGGUUGGCUCGUCACUUACCUCCUCACCCUCUCUUCCAAUUCUGAAAUCCAAGCUUCGUCAAUCGGCUACCUCCCCACUCUCUUCUACACGGGUAUCGCACUCGGCCGUCUCCUUCUCAUAGAACCCACCCAUCGCUUCGGUGAACGUCCUAUGCUCCUCCUCUAUUCCGCACUUUGCAUCGUCCUCCAAAUCAUCAAUUGGAGAGUCUCCAGUCUAAUCGGCAGUAUAGUCAUCGUAUGCAUAAUGGGAUUUCUCCUCGGUCCAUUCUUCCCAGCUGCAAUCACGCAAACGAAAUUACUUCUUCCUUCGAGAAUUAUGACACCGGCUUUGAGUUUGAUUUUUGUGGUUGCGCAGGGGGGUGGGACGAUAUUUCCGGCUGUUACGGGGAUUUUGGCGGCGAAGUUGGAUGAGGGGAGAGGAGGGGUGAAGGUUUUGCAGCCGGUUGUUUUGGGAUUAUUGGGGGGUAUGAUGGUGGCUUGGUGGUUAGUUCCGGGGGUGGUGAGGAGGAGGGAUUAA
Messenger RNA from Sclerotinia borealis F-4128, 1413 nucleotides. The record is from the annotation of a GenBank genome assembly. Lineage: Eukaryota; Fungi; Ascomycota; Leotiomycetes; Helotiales; Sclerotiniaceae.